AUGGAUGAUGAUAAAAAAGCAAUUGUUGUAGGACUUAGUGCUGGUAUUGGUGGAUUUGUUGGAGUUCUAAUUCUUUUUUGUAUUUGUUGGCAUUUAUGUUGUGGAUCUUCUGAAAAAGAAACUAUUCAACGAACUACAAGACCAAUUCCAGUUAAACAAAUUCGACGUACAGCACCAGCAACUACAGCACAUCAUAAUAUAUCAACAAUAACACCUAUAAAAUGUACUACUAUUUCUUCCGAUUCAAAAACCAAUUCAACAGAUGACUUAGCAAGUAGACUUAAAGUGGCACGUCAAUGA
This is a messenger RNA of Adineta steineri, 300 nucleotides long. Lineage: Eukaryota; Metazoa; Rotifera; Eurotatoria; Adinetida; Adinetidae. The record is from the annotation of a GenBank genome assembly.